This is a messenger RNA of Mucor velutinosus, 1575 nucleotides long. RefSeq names its product Arp complex subunit (gene ARC19). Gene Ontology annotation, molecular function: zinc ion binding; nucleic acid binding. NCBI's taxonomy places the organism in Eukaryota, Fungi, Mucoromycota, Mucoromycetes, Mucorales, Mucoraceae. The transcript has a single exon. The coding region runs from base 1 to 1575 and encodes 524 amino acids. The record is from RefSeq and is a predicted model, not a curated record.
AUGUCUUCCCAAUCUGAAUUGACUUGGGCUCAAAGAGCUUCACGUCAAAAGGUGGGUCGAUUUCUCCAGCCCAACAAGCGACGAUUGGACAAUCCAACUGAUGUACCAUUGGUGGGUACUGUUCUCUAUGAAGAUGAUGACCUGAAGGGUCAAAUUUUGGCAAGCAAGGCUAUGGCGAUUAUUCAGCAAUCCCUUUCUUCUGGUUCUGUUCUGUUCACGUUUCAGAAAACUUUGUUUCCUGAUCGUGUUGCCGCUUACAAAAUGAUUCAAGACCAAAUCUCACCUGACGUGGAAUUUCGACCUCUUAGUUUGUAUGAUUCUCGUGCUGAUGGUUCUCUGCUGAUUGAAGCCAGGUUUGCUCAGGUGGAGCAUGCACAAGUGGCUAUGCGUGAAGGGGUGACAGUACAAGGUGUAGUGUACAAAGCGUCUACCUCCAAGGAAAGUGCUGAAUUUGGGGAUGUCAAGCAUGUGCGGUUUACACUUAUGCGUAUGGUGGACAAGACCACUUUUUUGUCGGAUCUUAUGGAGUCCUUGUCGUACUUUGGUAAGGUACUGCAAGUGAAGAAGUUUACUCACCGUGGUUACUUUGAGGGUAAACUUUCGGUGAUUUUGGAUACUUCUGUUGGAUUUCAGGUAGGGGAUGAGUGGCAGGAGGCCAAGCCCCUAGAUAGAAUGCUCUAUCUGAGCGAAUUUGAUUGUUUUGUGCCAGCGACUUAUCAAGGUGCUCCACCUGUUUGUCAUUUCUGUCAACACAGCGGUCAUGUUCGCGCCAAAUGUCCUGAAUUGGCUAGACGUCGUUGCUUUAGGUGCAAUAAGCAAGGGCACAUGUUGCGUUUUUGCCCUGAAAAGGAGGUUCAGUCUGCAAAUUUCACCAAGAAGCACAAAGUUCACCAUCAUUCUGAGGAUUCUGAGGAUGUCACUCUGGCUCGUAAGAACACUGUGGAAUUGAUGGAAUAUAUUGAGAAGGAAAAAUUAGGCGUAGGUAAGGAGGUGGAGAAGGUAGAAGAAGAAGAACUCGAUUAUCGUGUAGUCGAGGAUGAAUCUCUUCAGGGUGAAAGUGUUGACGAAUCUGAAAAUGAUGAGUCCACUGGUAACGAGGAUUUGGAUCUUCUGAGUGAAGAUAACCACCAGGUAAGUAUGAAUGAGGAUGAGGACAUGGAGGACGACAAGAUUGUGCUUGCUGGAGCUCCCAAGAAGCUGGAUACCGUGCGUGGUUCUGCCUACUCCAAGUAUGCGUCUGCUGAGGUGGCUGUGAAUAUGAACAUUGACUCGCCUGAGGAGAUGUUGAAUUUGACCAAGUUGAAGGAUCUUGCUCAGCGCAAAAGAAUGGAGUUCAAUGCAAACCUGAAAGGUACUACUGGUGCUGGUGUAAAAGGCGAUAACAAGCUGGGUAACUCUGGUGGUGUCUCUUCUGGUACUGGUGCUAAGGGUAACAAGUCUGGUGUUGCUUCUGGUGUUGCUUUCGGUGGUGUUUCUGGUGGUGUUUCUGGUGGUGUUUCUGGUGUUGUCAAGAAUAGCAAGACUAAUGGCCGUGCGCCUCUCAAGACUAAGCAAGACGCCCGUAGGGCUCAAUGA